CACGCACACACACACACACACACAACUGCGAAAUGCAUAGGUGAUAGCAGUAACCAGUCGAGCUUGUACUUUGGUGUAAGCAGAUGUCACUUUGUACAAUGCGGGUGUAGCAACCUACAAACUUUUCAAAUGUAUCGGUUUAGUGUCCUGUUUAGCGUUUUUCUCUUAAUGGAUGCUGCAACUGCCGCUGAAGGCGACGUGUGUUAUAGUACAGGAGGUAUCGCCGGAAUUGUCUUGGCUACAAUUGCGGUGACACUUAUCACAUCUGCAAUAGCCCUCUUCGCAGUUUGGUAUUUCUACAAUAAACGUUCAGCCAGAAGAAAUGGAGUAGAAGAAGAAAAUCUCUCUCAAAAAGCAAUUCCAGAAUUAGACAGUAAAUAUGCUUUUGAUAAUCCGUAUUUCAGAGACGACGAAACGGAUAAAGCGACGGUGGAUGAUGCGGAAAAAGGGCAAGCCGGAAUAACUUCGGAUAACGGAACCGUGGUCCAGCCAAAUUUUACGGUAUUUCCUCCAAAAAAUAAAAAGUUGAAAUUAGCUAAAAAUCAUCCUUUCUCUUCAGUAUUCCACGGAGUGAAGAAACAAAGAAGUCGAGAUGAUUCUUAUUUGGCUGUAGAACCGGAACGAAUAACGGUACCUUUAAGAGGACACGAUUUUACCGGUUUAGGUUUCAAUAUCUGUGGUAAUAUGAGAGAUGGAAUUUUUGUCAAAGACGUUCUGCAUCACGGACCGGCCAGCGAAUCCGGAAAGAUUAGAGCUGGAGACCGCAUUCUGAGCGUGACCGUAUCUUUCAAUAAUAUGGUAUACGAGGACGCUUUAACUAUUUUGAGUUACGCUUCCCCUUAUAAUGUUCACUUAGAAUUGGCCAAAGCUACCGAAAAAUCACAAGUAAUGCCCACUUCCCCGGGUAAACGCCUAGGAUCUGUAAGUUUUCGUUCCGGAGGACAGAGAUUGUUUCAUCCUUUAUAUCGUAGUCAGUCUAUAGAUGACUUGACACAAAUUGGAAAAGAGACUUAUCCCAAUCAAGAACUGGCGCCCAAGAGAUCUCAGAGUAUUGGUUUGACAACCAAUCAAAAACCCAACAGACCAUAUUUAAGAAAUGCCGACAGUCUACCCGAAGAAGCUGAUAGAUCGGCAGCAGCUUUAAUUUCCACGGGUUCCCUAGAUGAAGAGGCACUAGCGGUACUUGCGGAAGAAACUUUACAAAAGUCACUUUCAUCCGAUUCGAAAUUGGAGUUUAUAGAAGAUACGGAUUCUUGUAAAGUUCAAGACGAUAACGUUCCAAAAGACGAAGAAGAAUCGAAAAAUUCCAACUUAGUCUCUCCAGAAGAUGUCAAAAUAACUUUGACCCAUUCGGAAGAGAAUGAUAAAUAUGAUUCAGAUAAGGAGGACGAUAAACCUCCUCAACCGUAUCCACGUAGAGGUGGAACACCCGGGAAAAGAAAAGCACCUGCGCCACCCAAACCACCCCACGGUAAUUCUGCAGAAACCAUAGCACAAAUUCAUCAAGUGGAUUCGGAUGAACUUGACUGUAAAAAUUCGAAACUCGAUAAAUCGAAUAACUCUAAAGAAACCUGCGAUAUACCACAAAUAAAAAAACUAAAAGAUGGGGGAGAAAAUGAUAGUUUGGAUACAGAAAGUUUGCACGACGACAUCGGAAGUCACUCCGAUGUUUCGAACGAUUCCUUAGAGUUAGGUAUACCCGAAGAACCCAAACGCAAAUCUUCCUCGCUGGGAGAUCUUACUAAAUUAGAAGAAAUAAGUACGAAAAAAUCACCAACGCUAUUAGAAAGAGCGGUAUCGUUGGAUCUGAAACAAGAUUCCAUUCCAGAUUCCAAUCUAGUGCAACAGAAAAAGAUUUUGAAACCACCAGAUUUCGAUAGGAGUGACAGUACAGACGUCUCGACCGAACAGAACGGAUCCAUAGAAAACGAUCUAAAGAAAUGGAAUGUUGGCGAUAAGCAAAUUAAUAUGAGUUCAACCGAAUGUCAAAGCGAAAUAUUUAAUGAUUCACAGAAAAACGACGUUGAAUUCGAAACUGCUUCGGAGCCUUCCACAGCCAGUCAUUCCCCGAGUCUUUCUAUAUCUAGUGAUAACGAAACAAAAACCAUUACCUCAACACCAAUAAAGAAAGUCAUUCAGGCCGAUACUUUAUUAACGACUGAUUUGAAAUUAAAUCAAGAACAUAAUCAGAAUGGUGUACCUCGCGAAAAUGAACACAAAUUAGGAAAAAACCAUACAGACAGUGCGAUAUCCAUAGAAAUUCCGGUGAUUCCACCCGUCAUUAAACAGUUAGAAAAGAGAGAACAUCCUUCUCCGCCAGUUGUACUGCAGUCUUAUCAACCAUCCUCGCAGCAGAAAGAAGUGAUAGAAAUCAGCGAAAAAGAAUUGGACAACAUUAUGAUGUCCCAUAAACAGUUUUUAUUAAAGCAAGCAAAAGCUACCGGUGUAUAUACUAAUUUAAAUCCAGACGCUUCUAAAACUGAUGCCGAGAUCGAAUUCGAAUCGUGGAGCUAUACAGACGAACAGAACAGUAAACAGACUAUUAACGGAAACGAAAGUGAUACAUCAACCAGUCAUUAUAAUACCGGAUUAGAGAUGUCUUCCGAACUCUCCGAAACAAAAGAAGCACCUCUGUGGAAACAAGCGGGAUUAUACGAAGAAGAUAACGCUCCUUUAUGGAAACAGAAAGACACAUCUCAGGAAUAUACCGUAAGGACACCGGGAGGAGGAUACACCAAAACAAUAAUCAUCACUUCAUCGGGCGAUGUUCCAUCCAAGGAUCCCUCUCUUCCGAAAUUACAACCGUCUUGUAACUGAUUUUAUACGGACGAACAAUGACUUUUAUGUCAAGUUGUCUGUCUCCCUAGGGAGAUCUGGUUUGAACCGACUUUGCUCAAUUUGACAUCUGUAAAAAUAUUAAGUUGGACGGCUUUUCACACGACAAGCGUAACAUACCCAUUAUAAAUCGUGAAUGAUUAAGCUUUAAAGAGAAAAACCGGAGCAAAUUAGAGUGUGGUUGGAGCUGGAAUCGUUUACGAAACGGAGACACGCUGCCAUUUUCAAACGCAGCUAUAUUGUAAAAUUUUAUAAUUUUUACACGAAAACGUUGAAAAAAAGCACUUAUUGCUGAAUUUGCGAAAAAGUUUUUAAAACGAUUUAUUAUUUAAUGAAAACAAUCUUCAUAACGUUUUAGAAUCAACAAGACCAAUGCGUAGAGUUUAGACUACCUUCAAUUUAUUCCUCUUAUUAAAAAAAAAAAAAAAGCAAGAGAGAAAGUAUACUUAAAGCCAUUU
This is a messenger RNA of Centruroides sculpturatus (bark scorpion), 3293 nucleotides long. RefSeq lists its product as uncharacterized. Gene Ontology annotation, molecular function: protein binding. Gene Ontology annotation, cellular component: cytoplasm; nucleus. Bases 130 to 2817 code for a protein of 895 amino acids. The transcript has 6 exons. Gene Ontology annotation, biological process: regulation of RNA splicing. The record is from RefSeq and is a predicted model, not a curated record. NCBI's taxonomy places the organism in Eukaryota, Metazoa, Arthropoda, Arachnida, Scorpiones, Buthidae.